AUGACAUUAAUCAUACCAGCCGAGGACGUACCAGGCAACUACAGGGAACAAGAAAGUGCGAGGAAGAAGAAGAUGCUAUUUCACGAGGAAGCAUUCUGCCCUCUGUCUCAGCAUUCAACCCUGGAGGACAAUUAUAUCAAUGACUACAGAGAAGCUGGUCGUGACAUGUGCGACUUUCGCGCCGUGGACCGAUGUGGCCGUAGACUAGAAGAACAAGGAGUUCCAUCUCGUUAUGUUGCACCAAUUCACAGCAUAGCUCCCAUCACUGUACGCCUCGCUGCACGCACCGUCCCAUCUACUUCACCGCAUCGAGUGAUGCAGGCAUCUGCGCUACCACAAGCUGAGAAUGACGUUGAACCACGAGGAAUGCAGCAAGAGGUCAACACCCACUUCGAAGGUUCGUCAGCCAAAGACGACCUCACGGAAGCUCCUUGCGGUUCAGGAAAGAUAACAGCACACGCAAGCGCCACGUCCGUUGGGGAGCCUUCGGAAGGUGAACAGGAACAGCUAGAACCAUUUGUGCCCGUCGAACAAGCCGGAGUAGCGGGACUAGAGGUUCCGAGUUACGCAUUUGAAGCGGCACAGAGCAACGACGAAGACCUGACCUUCCUACAUAGUUUUAAAAACGAUGACAGCACGACGGAACUUAGCGCUGGAGCAGGGCGCCGUUGGAGCGCAGUGUGGAGAACAAAGAGCACAGAAUACACAGAACCCGCCAAGCCACUGAGGGAACGUAUCGUCAAGACAGCACCCUUCUUAUUGCUGUCCGGUAUAUUCGCCAUGUUCCUCAUCGCUACAACGAUAGUUGCUACAGGUCCCUUGCGCAAGAAAGUCUGGUCGUGGCUCGCUGCCCUCAAGUAAACGAGUUCUUCAGAGAAACAGAUGACAUAGCGAUAGUACCCAGUAUAGGUGUACCUUGCAUAGUCCUUCAUGCAGACGGUACACAUAAUACAUGUCUCGACGAAUUGUGUAAAAUAAAUCUUCA
Ornithodoros turicata is the source of this 985-nucleotide messenger RNA. RefSeq lists its product as uncharacterized. The record is from RefSeq and is a predicted model, not a curated record. The transcript has 3 exons. Bases 1 to 861 code for a protein of 286 amino acids. Lineage: Eukaryota; Metazoa; Arthropoda; Arachnida; Ixodida; Argasidae.